Anopheles coustani is the source of this 4047-nucleotide messenger RNA. It is a transcript of the gene zld, whose product is annotated as trithorax group protein osa. Gene Ontology annotation, molecular function: RNA polymerase II cis-regulatory region sequence-specific DNA binding; DNA-binding transcription factor activity. The coding region runs from base 1 to 4047 and encodes 1348 amino acids. NCBI's taxonomy places the organism in Eukaryota, Metazoa, Arthropoda, Insecta, Diptera, Culicidae. Gene Ontology annotation, biological process: regulation of transcription by RNA polymerase II. The record is from RefSeq and is a predicted model, not a curated record. The transcript has a single exon.
AUGGCCAGUAAUGGGGGGACUCUACACGGGGUUCCCCAGAGUGUCGUGCAGCAGCAGCAGCAGCAACAGCAGCAGCACCAUCAUCAGCAGCAUAUCUGCACGCAGUGUGGCUUAUACUUUGAGAGUGCAUCGUCGCUGCAGGUGCAUCAUAUGCACUACCAUCAGCAUGACAGCAUGAACCGCUGGGGCACACAGCAGGCGGUGGUCAGUACAACAAUAGCAACGACAGCAGUUGCAACGACGACGACGGCAGCGACCAUCACCACCAACGGCGAGCUGCCCGGUGGCGGCCCCUCGAUACCGUCGUCCACGACGCCGACUUCGUCCGACACGGAAAACAACAACAACCAGCCUGGUUCGCACACACCGACGCAUACGCCUGGCAUUAAACCGGUGAUAUCGCCUCACCAACAGCAGCAGCAACAGCAGCAACAUCAUACGACAAUCGCAGCCGCGGCCGAUUCGAGCGAUAAUCAGCCGCCAACUCCACAGCCGAAUCUGGCUGAACCGGGAACUCCCCAGAGCUACAGUGCGGGAGGAACCUCGCCAUAUCAUUCUCAACAACAACAACAGCAGCAACAGCAGCAGCAGCAACAACAGCAGCAGCAGCAACAACAGCUAGGACUGCCCCCAGGGGGGCCAGGAAGUGAGAUGCACUACCCAAGCUAUAUCCAUCCCGGGUACGAUCCGGGAAGUUACUACGCGGGAGGCCCCGGAUCAGGGCUGGACUACGGCAGCAGCGUUCUCGGAGCGCCUCUGCAGCCGGCGGACUACAAAUCGACCUCCUCGGUCGUGUCGUCGGCUCGGUACCACCCGUACGGUGGUGGCGGUUCUGGUGGCAGCAGCAAUGGCGGAACGGGCAACCCUGACGGAUCCUCGCCGGCGUUGGUCAGCAGCAACGGGGGCGGAGGAUCGGCCGGACUCAGCCCGCACGUGGUAAGUUCUUCCAACAAUGGCGUUACGACGGUCACAGGCAGUGGUUCGACGACUACGAGUGGGGCUUCCGCGACGACUGUGGCGGCCAGUACCACCUCAGCCGCCUCGCACUCACCGCAGAAUGGCGGCUCGUCGGGUGGAAACAUCCCACCGACUCCGUCUCCCUCGCCGAUCCAGUGUGAGAAGUGCGGUUUGGUGUGUGAAUCCGACGAGGUGCUGCACGAGCACGAGAACACGGUGCAUGGGAGCGGUCAGCCGUCGGUUCAGCCUCCGGCAGGCAUACAGGAACAGCGCGUCGACCAGGUGGAUCUUCAGGCGGGCGGCAAUUGCUACCCAUACGGUGGAAACGGGGGCGCUGGAACUCCGCAGUACCCCAAGGAGGAACCACCAGCGUCGGACAUUCUAGAUCUCGACUCGCAGAAGAUGGUUUAUACGCCGACGGCUGAUGGAGGCGCUAGUCUACUGCCUCCGAUGAACUCGCUCCAUCCGCUCCAGUCGAUGCAGCGACACCAUCCGAUGAUGGCCUGGCCACACCACGAUCCGCACAACUUCAUGGGACCGCCACCUCUGCCGCCGCAUCCACACGGUGGCCCCGAGAUGAAGCACUCAGCCGCCGCAGCAGCAGCCGCCGCAGCCGCCUACUACCACCAUCCGAUCAAGUCGGAGUACUCGGCGACUCCAUCGAUCAAGUCGGAGUACCUCGGCGGUGGUGGUGUCGGUGGCGGGCUUGGCCAGUACGGUAGCACCGGUGGGCCAGCGUUGGGCGUGAAGAACGAGUACAGCCUCGCGCCGACCCUGCCGCCACCAGCCGUCGCUCCUCAGCCCACGAACGCCCAAUCGAUGAAGCAGUACGCGGACGAAAUGCACGACAACCAGCUGGCCACGAGCCCUUCGGACUUCCCGAGUACGACGACACCCCAGGAGAGUGGCUCCCAGUAUCGCACCUUCGAGCCGGCUACCUCCUCGCUGCCCGGACCACCCGGACCCACCAAAGGCACCGCGUGGAAGUCGAACGAGGCCCGCCGUCCGAAGACGUACAACUGCACCGCGUGCAACAAGUGGUUCACGAGCUCCGGCCAUCUGAAGCGCCACUACAACACCACGCUGCACAAGAAUGCGGUCAAGUCGAGCGGCCAGCCGGACCCGGCCACCCUGCCGAUCAGUGUUCACCAUCACCCGGGUCGCGACCCGAACUACGCCAACAAGGGUCGCCGCGGUGGAGCCAACGGUGGCUCGGCUGGCGCCAACUCGCAGCUGCAGCAGCCUAUACAGCAACCGGUACCACCGCCCGAUCCCCCCAGGAGCCCCGAGUACGGGGCGCAGCAGCAGCAGCAGCAGUACGGCAUGGGCGCGUCGGCGGGGUUUCCCGGGGCCGGAGCGUCGGCUCAGGUGGUCAGCUCGAACCAGUCGCCGGGGUUUCAUCACCCGUACGGCGCCGCGAACGGCACCAGCAACAGCUCCAGCAGCAGCAGCUCCAGCAGCAACAGCAGCAGCAACCACAACACAGCCAGCUCAACUUCUUCAGCGGUUCCCCCAAACGGGGUAGCAGGUCCCUCCGUCCAAGUCUCCCCACCGAGGGGCCUGCAGAUCUACUCGAACAACAACAGCAGCAACAGCAGCAGCAGCAGUCACAACAUGGCGCUGGAGCAAACGGAGCAACCCACCCAUCCUACCAUUACCAUCACCCUGCCGCCCAUCAUCACCUCCACGGUGGACACCCAGGGCACCAUCUACACCCCCAGCACCCUCACCAUCCCCACGGACCACCCCACCCGCACGCACCUCACCACGGACACUCAGCCGCCGCAGCAGCAGCCGCCGCCGCCGCAGCCGCAGCCGCCGCCGCACACCAUCAGUUCAAUGGAGCCCUACCACCACCACCACCACCCCACCACAAUGCACACCAUCUCCAAUCCUUUAACUAUCAGCACCAGCAUUCCAUCCUUCCAAACCAUCCUGCCGGAGGCGCCGAGCUAUCACCUUAUUAUUGGUAAUGCGCCACACCAAUACCAGCAGGCCCAGCAUCAACAGCAGCAGCAGCAGCAGCAGCAGCUGCACCAAACGUCGAUGGUGAUGCUGAGCAUGCCCGAUGGGGGAGACAUGCUGUCCAUGGCCACCAGCAACGGACAGCAACAGCAGUGGGCGAUGGACAACGGACUGCUGAUUGAGUCGCCGGUGACGACGACGGCGGGAGGUCGCGGGCUCGGAUCGCUGGGGUUUCCACGGUGCUCGGGGGGCGCCGAGAUAUAUCAGGGCGAUACGGCGCCCCCCUUUUCACCGAACGUACCGGACCAAUACCAGCGUCCUAGUAGCAGCCAGGGUGUCAUCAUGACGAUCCUCGACGAUCACCAUCAGCAGCAGCAGCAGCACCAGAUGACCUCUUCCACCACGCCGAACGAGUAUCACGACUACGGCAAUCCGCAGGGCUAUCCGGGGCAGUUGUUGCACCGAGUGGCCACACCACAGCUGGCCGCCAUCGCACCCUCGAUCUCGCCGGCCCCCUGCUCGCCCAGCGUCACCUCGACGGAGGUGGGCACGGCCCAGCCGCAGCAUCCGAACGGGCCGCUACACGGGCUCAUACCGCGGCCCAAGCCCCGCAUCCGGGUCCCUCCGAAGACGGGCUCCGAGCCGGAGAUCCACCGGUGCGUCGAAUGCGACAAGGUGUUCAACAAGGUGUGCUACCUCACCCAGCACAACAAGACGUUCCACUCGGGCGACAAGCCGUACAAGUGCCACCGGUGCGGCAAGCGCUUCCCGUGCAGCCAGUCGUACGAGGAGCACCUGGCCAAGCACGGCGGUGAGAAGCCGUUCAAGUGCGAGCAGUGCCCGAAGCAGUUCAACCACAAGACCGACCUGCGGCGCCACAUGUGCCUGCACAGCGGCUCCAAGCCGUACGCCUGCGAGCAGUGCGGCAAGGGCUUCAUCCGCAAGGACCACAUGAUGAAGCACGCCGAAACGCACCGGAAGAGCGCGGCGGCCGCAUCCGAGCGGGCCCAUCAGCGAGCGGCUGGCAAGAUGGCGGUCGGGCGGCUGAAAGGCAAACGGCGUGCGAGCAACGCCGACGCCGACGAGGAGGACGACGACGGAGGAGGCGCCAUGGUGGACGAAUGA